UGAUUCCCUCGCCGCACCGGGCUGACAGCAGAGCUGCACAGGUAGCCAGCAGUAACGCUGCGGGCUCCCGCUAGUCUUAUCUAGCGACACUUCCCCUCUCUGCUUGACGCGACAGAAGUGUGUGUGUGUGUGUGUGUGUGCGCGUGUGUGUGUGAGGAGCCUAGGCGAAUCCAUCCUGUAUCAUCAUCACCAUCAUCAUAGCCCGCUCAGGUCACCUUAGCGCUUCCCUACCGGCAUUUUUCAUCCACCGUCUCCGAAGAUGAUACCCGGCAAGCGAAGAGCUGCAGUCAUGUCCUUCUCGAUGGCGAUAUUUGGAACACUGAUGCUGCAAUCCGUUUCUUCCCAGAACGAGCCAUCAAUUUCUGCCUCUGAUCAAACCACAAUUAAUGGGGACGUUGACAGUAUCACACUGCAGUGCAACCUGACCAGCGCCUAUGAAACCCAUCAGGAGAGCUUCUGGAUGAAGAAUGGGGAAGAAAUCCAGCUAACUCGUGGCCCAGACAAGAACACUGAGUACAAGCUGAACAGACCAAGAGCAGAAGAUGCCGGCGUGUACAUGUGUGUCUACACCUUCAACAUGGGUCCUUCUGCCAACGCCACCAUUGAAGUGAAAUCUGCUCCUGUAAUCACAGGCCACAAGCGCAGUGAGAAUAAGAAUGAGGGCCAGCUUGCUGUCCUCUACUGUAAGUCUGUGGGCUACCCUCACCCCAUCUGGACCUGGUACAAGUUCGACAAUGGUGCUUUUAGGGAUAUCGAUAACUCGUCUGGCCGCUUCAUCAUCACCAGCAGGGACAACUACACCGAGCUCCACAUUAUCAACCUGGACAUUAACUUGGAUCCAGGCGAGUACAUGUGCAACGCCACCAAUAUCAUCGGCAACAACACCGAGAAGUCUGUGUUGCGGGUUCGCAGCCUGUUGGCCCCCUUAUGGCCUCUUCUAGGAGUUUUGGCUGAGAUCAUCAUCCUGGUCGUCAUCAUUGUUGUGUAUGAGAAGCGUAAGAAGCCAGAAGAUUUACAAGAUGCUGGACCAGUGAAAACUAAUUCGACCAACAAUCACAAGGACAAGAAUCUCCGUCAGAGGAACACAAACUGAGCAGCCUGUCUGCUGAGUCUCAUUAUACAUGUAUUGACCAUAUGAAGGUAAACAAGAGGGGACUCCAUUACCAGUUGUUAAAUUGGAUGUAUCUGCCAUUAAAGUACGGUUGUGGGCGAUUUAAAUGAGGCAUGCCUUAUGAUUUAUUUGUGUGCGGAUGUGAGUCAAGGAAGUACUCAAACCAUUAUAGAGUUGUUAACAUUAUAUCCAUUGUUGCUGCAUGCAGUUGUUGACGUUUUGAUUUUUUUUUUUUCUUCUUCUUCUUCUUAUCCACUAAUUUGACAUUUUUACUGCUUCUAAAGUAAUGCAUGCAAGAUGUUGACCUUCUGUUUGAUACAGAAAUGGCUUUUUUUCUAUGGGAGUGACUUCAUGUAGAAAAUCUGUACUGUGAAAAACAAAACUCAGCAAUUUAAAAGAGAAGAUCAUUACAAUCUGGUAUGACAGAUGUGUACAGUUUUCAUUCCGCUGCAUACCAUUCAUUUUAUCGGACAGUAAAUAUCACAUUUUAAGGGCUUUGCAGUGUCCCUCUAAAAUUGGUUAAGGUUUACUUUAUUGUAUGUAUGUAUUGUAUGUAUUAAAUCACCAUAGCUAUGUAUCAGAUCACCAUAGUUAUAAAUACUAUUCAUAUUAUAUGAUGCACUUAAAUGUUGAGAAUAAUGAAAAACUGUAUAAACCCACUUCAGAAAAAUCUGUAUUAAUUAGUUUUAACAUAUUAUUUUAUAAUUAUGUGUAUUGUACAGCAUGGCUAUUAUCCUAUGCAAUUAUUAUCCAUAUCAAUAUAUUGAAAAUCAUUGCAGCUUCUGAUUUCUCUGUGACAAAGCUUUAAACUAGUAGGAUCACCGUAGAGCGUCAAUGGCAUACUACACAGCUGCAUGAGUUCUCAACAGCUUGCGUGGGAAGGAGUGACAGAAAGUCCACGUCAGAGCUGACACAUGUGAAGAAAUUCCAAGAUCUCCAGUCAUUUUUAAGAAUAAAUAUAUCAA
This is a messenger RNA of Melanotaenia boesemani (Boeseman's rainbowfish), 2076 nucleotides long. Its product is annotated as neuroplastin-like. Bases 260 to 1093 code for a protein of 277 amino acids. The transcript is spliced from 8 exons. Lineage: Eukaryota; Metazoa; Chordata; Actinopteri; Atheriniformes; Melanotaeniidae. The record is from RefSeq and is a predicted model, not a curated record. Gene Ontology annotation, cellular component: neuron projection.